AGGGGUAAGUGUUUUAAAACCAUAAUCUUGAUGCUUUUGCAGUUGUGUUGGUUUUGUUUACCAGGACGCUCCAAAUCAGGGCCCUGUUUCAUGUCGCUACGUGGGUUACUCAGCUGACCAAUUCGUUUGUUGACAUUUGUGGAUAAACUCAGGAUUUUCGGUUUCACGGAGCUACUUCACUGUUUAGCCAGAAAUGUACCGAGGCGAGGUACAUUAUUAUUAUUAUUAUCAUUAUUAUUAUUUAGCGACGCUGAAAAUAUAGGAGUAAUAUUUAACUGUGUUAGUUAACUUGCUUUAUUCAUAUAGUACAACGUACAGUGCUUCCCGUUUGAAGACAAUAGUAAAAGCAAAAUGAAACCAACUAGCAGGACACAGGAUUACACAGUAAAUACAGUAGUAAAUAAUUGGAAAAUUCAAACAAGGUAGAGAAGAAAAUGAAGAAAUAAAAUGAGAACCAGACAACCAUUAAAGCCAAAGAAAUGAAAAUAUAAGUAGCCUAAAGGUAGAGUAGCUGUACUUAGCACGGAAAGUCUGCAUUGCAUCCAAAAGGCAUGUCAUGGUGUUCAUCAGAUUUCCUGGUUUUGCAAGGGUGAACACUAUUAAGGAAGGUUUCAAUUGCAAGAGGGUUUCGCAAUGGUAGUAUUUACAUGGGCUAAUCACUAAUAAACUAAUGUUUUCAUUGUGUUUCCAAAUGCCCCGUGAGGUUAACCCACUAACUUGCACAUUACCUAGUUAAAAAUGCAGAAUUUCAAUAAAGAGGCAAUGCGGUAUGUUUUUAUGUUUAACUUCGACCUGCUGCCAGCUCUUUUUGUAGCUGCUGUCGCAUGCACUGACAAAUAAUAUAGUUUGAUGUUUCAGUGUGUGACAGCAAAGAGCAGAAAGCUUCCUCUCAUUUUGGCUGCUGUAGAUAGACUACAUGGCCAGAAGUAUGUGGACACCCGAACAUCACACUUGUUCCAAAAUCAGGGGCAUUAAUAUGGAGUUGGACCCCUCUUUGCUACUAUGACAGACUCCCACUCUUUCCACUUGUUUUGGAACACGCCUGUUGGUCUGAUUCAUCACUCCAGAGAAAGCGUUUCCACUGCUACAGAGUCCAAUGGUGAUGUGCUUUACACCACUCAAGUCAACGCUUGGCAUUACACAUUAAGUUUGUGUGUGGCUGCUCGGCUAUGGAAACCCAUUUCAUGAAGCUCUUGACUAAAACAGUUCUUGUGCUGAUGUUACUUCCAGAGGCAGUUUGGAACUCGGUAGUGAGUGUUGCAGUCGAGGACAGAUUUUUAUGUGCUACACGCUUCAGCACUCAGCAGUCCCGUUCUGUGAGCUUGUGUGGCCUACCACAGAACGUUGUGGCUCCUAGAACGUUACCACUUAAGAAUAACAGCACGUACAGUUGAUCGGGGGAGCUGUAGCAAGGCUGAAAUUGAACAAACUGACCUGUUGGAAAGGUGGCAUCCUAUGGCAGUGCCAUGGUGAAAGUCACAGAGCUCUGCAGUGCGACCCAUUUUACUGUCAGUGUUUGUCUAUGGGACUUGCAUGAAUGUAUGCUUGAUUUUAUGUUCCUGUUAGCAAUGGGUGUUGCAGAAGUAGCCAAACCGUCUAAUUAGAAAGGCUGUCCACAUACUUUUUGCACUUACGUUUGUUUUUCUAGUUAGGAUUGCUUUCUCUUGAGUUCUUUAUUUUAGAGGUGAAAUAAUAUGCCCUCCAGUGUUGACAUAAUUUCAUGAUCUACAAGCUCAAAACGUAAUUAUUUAUUCUUUAUACCCGGUUAUUACUGGUCAGGGUUGCGAGAGGUACUGUAGCUUGUCCCAGCAUGCAUUGGGCGAGAGACAGGAAUACAUCGUGGACAGGUCGCCAAUCUAUUGCAGGGAACUCCAGAUAUCAGUUUGCUCAUUUAGCAGUAUCUACUGAAUCACACAUGAGAGUGGAAUUCAUUUUAGAGAUGGAAAACUUGGUACUGGUCCAACAUUACUUCUCUAUCAACUGGUCAGUGAAAUUACAGCGAGUUAAAGAUGUAGCUAAAUAAAUUAACAACGGCGCUAUAGUGUCACUCAUCUUGCAGGACUCUUAUGGUUGUUCACUAAAUUAAUCUAUGAAACAUCUGGAAAUCCAGUAAAUAUGCUGAAUAGGGUUCCAUCAAAUGUAUUGUAUUUUUAGGCAUAUAGCAAUAUUUGAGUUGAUUAAUUAAUUUUCAGCGAGGUAGCCUCAUUGACAGUGGCUAAGCGAAAUCGAUAAUGAUUCUAAAAAUCUUACUUUUUAAAGAUUUAAUCCCAUCUUCUACUGAGACUUUUGUCGUUUAUUCAGGGCGUGUCAAAUUUUCUGACCACUGACCAUCCAAAACUUUCACUUAACGUACUGGCCUCAUAUGGUGGUCAAUGCAGGCUAACAACACACAAGCACUUACUACUGGUAGGUUUAUCACCUGCUGAGAAGUCUGAGGGGAAAUGUUGAGCUCACAGUCAUACACUACUGUCUACAUAUAUUACUGAAUGCAAGCCCAAUAUUGUCUACUUAAAUGAUGGUUGGUCACGAAGGAGCCAGUCUAAAGCUGCUGUUCACAGUUAACUGUUUAAUACAUGAAGACUACAUGCCAAUGUUUUAUUUUUUUAUUGAUACGUAGUUUUUAAAAACCCUUUGAAGAGUAGGAUUUUUGAAAUGUUCGUUUUUUCCCCAAAAUGUAUAAGUCGGUGUUCUAGAACUCUGUUGCUUUCAAUUACUAGUUCAGAGCAUUCUAAUCACAUAGUUGUGAUCUUACACUGGAAUAAGUUGUUAAAGGAGUGGAGGAUUUCUUUCUUUGAAUGGUAUCAAAUUAGGUGUGGAGAAUCAUAGAAUAUUCCUAGUAUUGAUAUUGACUACCAAGAUUUUGGUAUCGAUUUUUGAAUUUCUUUUAGGCAAGUAACUUAGGCAGUGAGAAAUCUACCAUCUGUGUCUGACUAUCCUAAGAUUCCUUGGUUAAGGGGAGGCACCACCGUCAAAAACGAUGAUUUUGGUCCAUAUGUCAAUUUGGUUAUUUUCUAAUAUUUUGCUUCUAUUACUUGUGUAGUUUCAUGAAAUGAACAAACUAAAGGUAAAUGAUCAUUAUAAAUAGUUUGCCUACUUUAGAUGAUUAUACAACACCAUUGUCAAGUACACAAAGCAUAAACUGAGCUUAUGAUAGCAUCUUUUAUGAUUAAAUGCCUCCGCAGUAUUAAAACUGACCUGGUUGAAUCAUGUAUCGUUAAAAAGUUGUUUCCUGGAUCGUACUGCUAGAAUGAGCAUAUGUGGCUAUUUCCUUUGCUGUCACUGUGAGGAUCGAUGAAAUACUAGCAGAACUCUUUGAUUUCAUUGGCUACUAGCGUUUAAAGGUCCCUUUAACUGCCAUUUUUUCAAAACUGUAUGUUGCCCUUUGGGUAUUCAAUUUAUCUCAACUUUAACAAUAGAUACAGCUGCAUAAUUUUACAUACUACUUCUUAAAUGUUAUAGCUAGGGUGUGUCACAGGCUUUUUUUGAUAUGUUUUGUCAUUUUCAUUUUUAUUUUAUUUUAUCAGUAAAAAUAGGUCAAAAAUUUUUUUUUUCAGCAUAUACAUAUUGUUAUAGGAAUUUAUUUUAAAAAACUGUAUUUUGACAAAAGCCUCUGACAAGCCCUAACUAUUGAGUUAUUGAUCACAUAAAAAAAAAAAAAUCAGGUCAGAUUUUACCAUGUAUUUGUGUCUUUAUUCAACUGGUAAAAUUUCAUUUUGAUAUGAGUAAAGGAAUUUUUUUUCCUAUUAAGGGGUGGUGCCUCCCCUUAAAGGGGAAUUGCACUUUGUAACACUUCUGCUUCUCAUGACUGAUGAAUGUGUCACCCUUCAUUUUUAAAUUAAUUACUUCAUUUUAAGUGUCUAACGUUAGAAAGAAAGAUCUAUUUCUUUUUGUAGCGUAACUCCACAUAGUAGUAUGGUUUCCGGUUAUUUCUUCUUCAAUUUCGUUUCGCGGCAAAACCGAGAAGAGGCGAAGCAAAACAUUCCGUUAACUUAGCGUUGAAAUCGGACAAACUAACAUUCUUUUGUUUGAUACGAUAUAAGACCAAUAAUAAUGAGGUGCAUUGUACCUGGUUGUUAUAAUGCCCCCGUUAAACUUGCCUUGAAAGGACAUGUUCAUAGUUGUCCACCUGAUGCAACUUUGUGCCAGAUAUGGCUGGAUGUAAUCAGACACCCCAACAUAACAGCCGAAGAAGUUCGCAAACGAGGACUUAGAAACGUAAUGCUCAAUGGACUUAAUGCAGUGACCACUUUGAAGCCACCGAUUACCAAGGCGACCGUCUGAAGCCUGGAGCUGUACCCACCGUUUUCCCAUCAUUGGUCGAACCGCUCGAGGAGCUGCACUUGUGCACACCUUUGAGCAGCAGUAUGAUGCAGGCAGGAGUCUGUCUGAGACAGGACACUGAGAUAACACUACCAGAGCUCACUGAGCAGCACAGGAUCAGACCGAAAGAAGAGGAACUCAGUGGACUGGAGUCUGUCCACAUGGCAGAGUCAGAGACAGAGUGUGCUGCAGCAGGACUCAACACACUGGAGCCAGAGUGUGUUACAGCACACAGCGGGGUCAGUGAUGUACACCUUACACAUGCAUCCCUGAUUAAAACAGAAACUGAUCUGGGCUCCACCCACACUGGGAAUCUUAAGACUGAGAGCCUAGACAGUGCAGAGCUGGGAUAUGUAACCCAUCUGCAUCCUGACCAAAUCAAAACAGAGACUGAUGAUGGAGGAUACCUUAAGGCAGAACACUUCAGUGACUCGCAGGAUUUUAAUUUUAAGUCUGAUAAAAUGAAGUGUGAAUACAAUGAAAGUUUAGCGAGUGAUCUCACAAAUUCUGCGAUGAAUGGAGCUGGUUCCUUUCAAAACAAGAUAAUUCACAGGAAUAAAUGUGAAAUUAAUACAGAUGAAAAGCCGUACAAGUGUAUGCAGUGUGAGAAGCGUUUUCGUGCAAAAGCUGAUUUAAAAACACACCUGAGAAUUCAUACAGGUGAAAAACCCUACAGAUGUUUUGAAUGCAAGAAGUGCUUUUCCCAACUAGGUCAUUUAAUUUCUCACCGGAGAGUUCAUACAGGUGAAAAGCCCUACAAUUGUAAUCAGUGUGGGAAGUGUUUUUCCAAAAUGACUAAUUUAAGUACCCACUUGAAAAUUCAUACAGGCGAAAAACCAUAUAAAUGUACGCACUGUGGGAAGUGUUUUUCCCGCAUAUCUAAUUUAAGAUGCCACCUGGGUUCUCAUACAGGUGAAAAGCCAUACAAGUGUUCUUGUUGUGAGAAGUGCUUUACCAGAUUAUGUCAUUUAAAUCGCCACCAGAGAAGUCAUACAGGUAAUCCCUACAAUUGUUAUCGGUGUGAGAAGUGCUUUUCCACGAAAAAACUUUUAUAUGUACAUCAGAGAAGUCAUACAAGUGAAAAGUGUACUCAGUGUGGGAAGUGUUUCGGAACAAAUUCAGCUUUAAUUAGACACCUGAGAAUUCAUACAGGUGAAAAGCCCUACACGUGCAUUCAGUGUGGGAAGUGCUUUUCUCAAAGAGCUCAUUUAUGUGGCCACAUGAAAAUUCAUGCAGGUGAAAAGCCUUCCGUACACGUUUAGUUUUUCAUUUAGAAAAUAAAUAAAUAACUAUUUUAAAUGACUGCCGAAAAGUUUGUACAGGUGGGAGAUUCUUGUGGGAAGUAUUUUAUGAAAGCCUACUUUGUGAUCUGGGCUAUUUUGUGUAGGAAGUGUUUCUGGUGUUCAUCCAAUGUAAAAUAACACCUGAAAAUUUAUUCAAAAACCCCUUCUUAUCUUUUCAUUAAAACUCGAC
Anguilla anguilla (European eel) is the source of this 5793-nucleotide messenger RNA. RefSeq names its product zinc finger protein 501-like. The coding region runs from base 4365 to 5582 and encodes 405 amino acids. Gene Ontology annotation, biological process: regulation of transcription by RNA polymerase II; central nervous system development. Lineage: Eukaryota; Metazoa; Chordata; Actinopteri; Anguilliformes; Anguillidae. Gene Ontology annotation, molecular function: DNA-binding transcription factor activity, RNA polymerase II-specific; RNA polymerase II cis-regulatory region sequence-specific DNA binding. The transcript has 2 exons. Gene Ontology annotation, cellular component: nucleus. The record is from RefSeq and is a predicted model, not a curated record.